This is a messenger RNA of Sinocyclocheilus grahami, 710 nucleotides long. Its product is annotated as tryptophan 5-hydroxylase 1-like. Lineage: Eukaryota; Metazoa; Chordata; Actinopteri; Cypriniformes; Cyprinidae. The record is from RefSeq and is a predicted model, not a curated record. Gene Ontology annotation, molecular function: tryptophan 5-monooxygenase activity; iron ion binding. Gene Ontology annotation, cellular component: neuron projection. Gene Ontology annotation, biological process: aromatic amino acid metabolic process. The annotation marks the transcript as partial. The transcript is spliced from 4 exons.
GCUCAGUUCAGUCAGGAGAUUGGUCUCGCGUCACUGGGAGCGUCGGAUGACUCUGUACAGAAACUCGCCACUUGUUAUUUCUUCACUGUGGAGUUUGGCCUCUGUAAGCAGGAAGGGAAACUGAGAGCUUAUGGGGCCGGUCUGCUGUCCUCCAUCAGUGAGCUGAAGCAUGCACUGUCAGGAAAUGCCAGGAUCUUGCCCUUUGACCCCAAUGUGACAUGCAAACAGGAGUGUAUCAUCACCACCUUUCAGGACGUCUACUUUGUUUCGGACACCUUUGAGGAAGCAAAAGUCAAAAUGAGGGAGUUUGCAAAGACCAUCAAGAGGCCAUUCUCAGUGCGCUACAACCCGUACACACAGAGCGUAGACGUUCUGAAGGACACAAUCAGCAUCAACAACGUGGUAGAAGAACUAAGACAUGAGUUGGACAUCAUUGGAGAUGCACUAAGCAGGCUAAACAAACAAUUAGGAGUCUGAAAAGCUAAAACAUUUCACAGCAAAUCAUCAAUGUACUUCAUCUGCCAGUGCACUUGUUCUGUCACAGUACUUCACUCUACAAAUCAUGUGUGGCAUCAAUACAUGUCAUGCUGUAUGUACUCACCAAACCAAGUCAAAUCCUUGCGUCUGUUUAUAUAAUUACUUUGGCUCUUGUUUGAUUAAAUAUGUGGUUCAACAAAAGCUGUGCUAAAUGCUUGCAAGUGGAGUUCUUG